AUGUGCAAUCAGAUGUAGGUAUAUAAACACAGAUAUAGAAGUAUAUAGACAUUACGUUAGCUAUGUUAAUUAUUCAUUCGUCAAAUUGAUUAACUCCAAAAAAAGAAUAAAAAAGUUGAUAAAAAAAGUGUUUUUUUAAAUUCCCUUUUAAAAUUCAAACUUAAAUAUUACGAGCAAAUAACUUUUAUCUAAUGCAUAAGAUGGUAUAUCCUUGAAAUUACGUCACGUUAAAUAAAUUAGAGGCGUUUAAGUCUGACUAGCGAGGAAAUUUAUUUUACGCAUAAAAUAAAUGUUUAACAUCGAACAACUGUUUUGACAUUAAAACCAAAAGGAAAUUAAAAAAAAACGAAAGUUUUAAUUACUUUGGCUCGUAAACGAUUCAAUUUCGCUUUAUUCGUUGGAUCGGAAGAGAUCGAAGUAUCGUGCGUCUUCCUUUCGCUCGUUAAAUAAAAGAACAAAACGCGAUCGGUUUCUAUCAUUGAGGUUCAGGUACAAAAUCAUUAGAACCAUCAAAAAAAUGUUAUCAUCGAAAUAUUUUCACCUCGAAUUAUUUUCGGAGAUUAACACGGCAAUUCCUUUUCAUGCAGACUAAACAAAAAGAAGGUUCUAGUAUUUGGGGUGAGCAUCGUUAUAAUUCUAGCUGUGAUUCUAACGAUAAUAAUCGUUUUGCUCGUUCCUGAUUCAGAAAAUGAGAAAUCGGAAAGUAGACGCUCGUACUACGGAGUGUAUGCAAAGGGUGCAGUAUCCACGAAUGGACAAGAAUGCGCUCAGAUAGGUGCCGAUGUGUUGAUGAAAGGUGGUUCGGCUGUCGAUGCGGCUAUAGCUUCGCUUUUGUGCGAGGGAGUUGCGUCUUUACACAGCAUGGGACUGGGUGGUGGAUUUUUAAUGACCAUUUGGGAUGCGACUACCAAAACCGCCGAUUAUUUGAAUGCACGGGAAGUUGCUCCAUCUGACGCGCGGGAAAACAUGUUUCAAGGCGAUCCUAAUUUAGCGAUGUUUGGUGGGCUGUCAGAUCCUUUUAUUAUUCUUAUUAUUAACAUUAUUAUAUAUAUACACUUGCAAACACAGUGUAGAUACAUUAACUUAAUAUACGUACGAUCCAAAAAAGGUGGCUUAGCAGUUGCUGUACCGGGCGAACUUCUUGGAUAUUGGGAAGCUCAUAAGAAAUACGGGAAAUUGAAUUGGUCUGAAUUAUUUGAGCCUACUAUUUCCUUAUGCGUCACUGGAUCUCGUGUAAAUAAAUAUUUGGCCUCAUAUCUGGUCAGUAAAGAGCCAUCGAUAAAAGCGGAAAGAUCAUUGGCGGAAAUCCUCAUAAAUCCUAAGACCAAUUCGACCUGGAAGGUUGGCGACAGAAUAAAGAGGCCGCGUUUGGCAGAAACAUUAAAGUUAAUUGCAAAAAAUGGACCUGACAUAUUUUACAAUGGAAGCAUAGCUGAUAUUCUAGUGGAAGAAAUCAGAGCUUUUAAGGGUAUCAUCAAAAAGGAGGAUUUUCAAAAUUACACAGUAAAAUGGAUGAAACCGAUCAAAACAACGAUUGGGGACUUGACGAUUUACACUGCACCACCACCGGGUUCAGGAGCGAUCCUAACUUUUAUUAUGAACGUUCUCGACGGCAUGGUUCUUAAGCCUGACGAUAAAAUUAUGUGGCAAACUGUGAUCGAGACUUUUAAAUGGGCUUACGCUAGAAGAACCGAAUUGGCUGAUCCUGAUUUUGUUAAUAUCACUUCCUUGCUCAGUAAUUUAACGUCCAUCGACUACGCCAAGAUGAUUCAAAGUAAAAUUAAAAUUAAUGGAACAAGCAACGAUCCGAAAUAUUACGGCGUUAAUAUGACUAUACCGGAAGAUUCAGGGACAUCUCACGUUUCUGUCUUGGCUCCAGAUGGAUCGGCCGUAUCAGUCACAUCUACAAUAAAUCAAGUCUUUGGUGCGAUGAUACGUUCAAACUGGACUGGGAUAAUUUUCAAUGAUGAAAUGGAUGAUUUUAGUUCUCCAAAUAUAACUAAUGGAUUCGAUGUACCACCUUCACCAGCGAAUUUUAUUCAGCCUGGAAAAAGACCUAUGAGUUCUAUGAGUCCAACCAUUGUUGUAGAUAAAAAUGGAGAUGUUCGUUUAGUAAUUGGUGCUGCAGGUGGAACUAAAAUCACUACUGCAGUUGCAAUAGCAAUGAUAUUAAAUCUUUGGUCGGGAUAUAAUGUAAACCAAGCUAUUGAUACAUUUAGAAUUCACCAUCAGCUAUUACCAAUGAAUGUUCAAAAUGAGAAAGGAUUUUCUUCAAACAUAUUGGAUUAUUUAUCGAGCAUCGGACACAAUGUUACAACUUACUCAGGAAUUGGUAGUGCAAUUACAGCUGUUUCUAAACAAAACGGUCAUAUAUUUGCUAGUUCUGAUUUUCGCAGAGAAGGAAGAACUGCUGGGCCAGCGGUUUUACCAUUUUCAAUCCAAGAACAAAAAUUCGUUAAACCUUGCAAUAAAUUUUCAUUUUCUGAAGGGAAUGCUGCUAAUAUUUCUAAAGCAGUAACAGGACCAAUGCCAGAUAAACCUGUUGUAUAA
Molecule: messenger RNA, 2550 nt
Organism: Heterotrigona itama
Lineage: Eukaryota; Metazoa; Arthropoda; Insecta; Hymenoptera; Apidae
Source: the annotation of a GenBank genome assembly